AUGGAUUUCAUUCUCUCCCUUACCCACUUCUGCGAGGUGCAUGGUCCUACUUCCAUCAUCUGCUCGCAAGUUCUACCAUUCUCUUGUUCGCAAUGCCACCCGGAUGACCAUUCCAACGACUCAACUCCGGCUCACUCUCCACGUAACUCUUCUCCCAAAUCUUCUCCCAAAUCUUCUCCUUCUCAGGAACCCAAGUCACCCAAGAUCGAAGACCAUCCCUACUUCUUGCGCCAACAGUCGAAUUCCCCCGAUCAAUCCAGUCGCGCGGGUACUGAUGGAGAUACUUGCGCAAGCUGCAGUCUCUCGCUCCCGGAAGGAGUGAGCAAGCAGCUUCCAGUCGGAGCCCCCGGCAGUCGCGACGCCAAAGGAAAAACCACCAGCCCGGUGCUACGAUCGCGCGAGGUUGUCUACUCUUGCGGUACUAGCCACACUGAUUCUGAAGAUAUCUCAGACUCGCAUGCGCAUGCCUCACCACCUGAUUCUCUACGCUCCUCGGUUUCCAUUGCGUCGGAUGCCUCAUGUCACACCCAUAUUUUCACCUAUCUCUCCCUUCGCGGUCCACCCAAUCCCGCUGACUACGCCAUUUUGCGCCGAUCUUCAAUUCGCACUCUGAGCUGUGAGCUCUUGCCUCGUGGACUUUCCUCGGGUCCCCUUUGCUUUGGCGAUGCCGUCGCGGGUUACACCAUCGCCUACGUCUUUCGUCUUCCAGACCCGGUGGCACGCGGCAAACGCCGUGCCUACGCCUUUGUAGCACUUGCCGGAAAGGAUGCCGGAAGGGCGUUCCGAGCAUGCCCAAUCAUCUGGCGCGCAUUUGGCCGCAUCGCAUCAAGCAUGACCAGUGCUGCCGAACGCUUCCAAGAAGAAGAAAAGCGUCGCGAGGAAGCCAUCAACCCUACUAGCAAGUCCGGCCGCCAGUUUACCCCGGUCUCAUCUUUCCUCACUGGCCGUGCUAUGGACCCAGCUGGACAAGCCCGUCGUAUGGGACCAAUCCGUGCGCGCAACCUAGCUCAGAUCGUCGGAAACGAGUACAUCUUUACAGAAUUGCAUGCAAACUUUGUUGCUCUGCUGCAACAACUCGGCUCCAUCUUCGGAGGAGUUCCGGUAUCGGACGAAUCCUUGGUCUGCAGUACCGUGGGUGACGACGAGAGUGCCCAGACCACUCAACCUGUCCGGGUCUCGACCGAACACGCCAAGAAACACGAAUCCGUCUCUAAAUUUGAAGCCAAUCCCCUCGAUAUGGCGAAACUCGACAUCUCAGACCCAAGACCAAUUCCCAUUGCCACCCGCCGACCUCUUGUGGCAUAA
Penicillium taxi is the source of this 1305-nucleotide messenger RNA. RefSeq names its product folliculin domain-containing protein. Gene Ontology annotation, molecular function: GTPase activator activity. Lineage: Eukaryota; Fungi; Ascomycota; Eurotiomycetes; Eurotiales; Aspergillaceae. The transcript has 2 exons. The record is from RefSeq and is a predicted model, not a curated record. Gene Ontology annotation, biological process: positive regulation of GTPase activity; positive regulation of TORC1 signaling. The coding region runs from base 1 to 1305 and encodes 434 amino acids. Gene Ontology annotation, cellular component: cytosol.